CCCCAACUCCAAAACUUUUUUCAGUACUCGUUGUGGAGAUAAAAAGAAAGAAGUUGCAAUCAUUCCAUAAUUUCCAUCUCCAAUUUUUGCAUUCAAAUCUCUUGCGAUUUUCUUGAUCUCAAUCUUCUUUGAACACAGAGUUAGAGAGAGGAGAGAGGAUUGAAGAUGCCGAUAGAGAUGCCGAGGGGCCUGCCGUUUUCGGUGGAUACAUGGACGCCUUGUUCAAAGAGGAAGAGACACCAUUUCCUCACCCACGCUCACAAGGACCACGCGCAGGGGAUGGCUGCCCACGCUUCUUAUCCUAUCUACUCUACUCUCCUCACUAAAACGCUUAUCCUCCAGUACUAUCCUCAGCUUGAUGGAUCGAUGUUUGUUGGUAUUGAGGUUGGGCAGUCGUUGAUCGUUGAGGAUCCGGAAGGUGAUUUCAUCGUCACUGCUUUUGAUGCCAAUCAUUGUCCGGGGGCUGUCAUGUUUCUAUUUGAAGGAAAUUUUGGGAAUAUUCUGCAUACGGGAGAUUGCAGAUUAACUCCUGAAUGUUUGCAAAGCUUACCGGACAAGUACAUUGGCAAGACAGGAAAACAACCAACGUGUCCACUUGAUUACAUCUUUUUAGAUUGCACAUUUGGUCAGUUUCCUUUGAAGAUGCCCAGCAGAUACAUGGCAAUCCAGCAGGUUAUCAAUUGUAUAUGGAAACACCCUGAUGCCCGCACGGUGUAUUUGACAUGUGAUCUUCUAGGUCAAGAAGAGAUACUUGUACGGGUGGCUCAUACAUUUGGCGAGAAAAUAUUUGUUGAUAAAGCCAAUAAUUUAGAAUGCUUUAAAUCUCUCAAGCUUAUAGUCCCUGAGAUAAUAUCGGAAGAUCCAUCUUCCCGUUUCCAGUUAUUAGAUGGAUUCCCAAAACUAUAUGAAAGAGCUGAAGCAAAGAUAGCUGAGGCUUGUGCCCAUUUUCAGCAUGAACCUCUUAUUAUUCGCCCUUCUUCACAGUGGUAUGCCUGUGAUGAAGGUCAUUUCGAGAGAGAAAACUGGAGAAAAGAAAGAUUUGAUCACGCAGUUAGAGAUCCUUAUGGUGUUUGGCACAUCUGUUACUCAAUACACUCAUCCAGGGAUGAAUUGGAGUGGGCCUUGCAGCUUCUUGCACCUAAAUGGGUAGUGUCGACAACUCCUAGCUGCAGGGCCAUGGAGCUGGAUUAUGUUAAGAAGAACUGUUUCAAUAAUCAACAAGCUUUCAGUCACUCUCUCCAGAAACUUCUGGACAUCAGUGCAGUAGCCUCUUUAGGACCAGAUGAGUCAGAAAAAAGUAUGAGCUGCUCACAUGUUGUGGAGAACAUUUCCAUUAGCUGUGUAGAAACCCAACCUGAACCAGUUGUCAUAUCCACACGCCACAGAAAACGGUUGAGUUUCUCUCCCCCAAGCAAAAGACGCAUGAUCACAUUAUUUGGAAGAGCAAGGCUUGGCUUCUGUGAUUCUACUUUCCAACAUGAACAGAAAGUAGAAUUACCCAUGAGUAGUGACUCCAUUGAGAGAGUAUCGAUUGAAACAAAAGAUGUGUCUUCUAAAAAGGAAGAUGUGGCUGAAUUGAAACUUGCACAGCUACAUAAAACAAUGAAAACAACUGAUUUUGCAGAAACAGAAAACACUUCUGAACACAUAAAUAUAGAGAAUAAAAAAGUUGAUGUAUUUCCACCUAUUAGCUUGUCAAAUAGCUAUAGUGGAAAUCUAAGAAGAUUUUACAGGUCUAUGAAUGUGCCAGUACCUCAGCGUCUUCCAUCCCUUUUGGCGCUUAUGGAUGCCAAAAGAUCUGCAAAGAACAGGAUGUGAAUUGUGGUUUCCUUGCAUAUAUCCAACGUCCUUCUGGCUAUUUAUAGCUUGACUAUGAUCUACUUAGCUUGGAUGUUCAUGAAGAAUAUCCAUCUGUCUCUGCUCUCCAAUGUCUGACUUUGAGUUGCAGAUGUUAUUAGCUGGCUCUUCAGCCAGUGAAGCAGUUGCAGGUGCAGGUCAGUAUGCUACUUGUUUAAAUUUCUUUUCAGUUGCUGGCUUAAUGGGCUGAUACAACAUUGUGAUUCUUAUGAGGAUCACCUAUUGUUUGUCAAUUGACGUGUAUCCAAAUGUAAUUAUAUUACGAAUAUAUGAUAACUAUUAGGCCUUCAGGCACCAUGCAUCCAUUCCUUCAAUUUGAUUGUUUAUGUAGCAUAAACAUUGGAAUUACCAUCCUUAUGUGAAAUACAGUUGCCAUAUAAUUCAUAUCUUGGUGGCUGCAACCAAUAACUUUCGGCUUCUGAUAUUAUUCUGGCUGAAGAGAUUUGUAGAUCUUCUUUUCUGCUCCCUUUGGUUUUCUGGAUAUUUCAAAUGUUAGUAAGUUAUGUGUCUACUAUAUUGUUGAACCUUUAGACGUAGUACUUGUAGUGGCUGGGAAACGCAUUUGUAAUUUUCAAGACACAGCCAAAUAAUAAAUCAUAAAUUAGUCAGGAAGGAAGUUACAUAAGUGAGUUGGUGAGCGUGGUUUUGUUGUCUUUUAAGUUAUCAUCAUAAAAACAUA
Molecule: messenger RNA, 2536 nt
Organism: Sesamum indicum (sesame)
Lineage: Eukaryota; Viridiplantae; Streptophyta; Magnoliopsida; Lamiales; Pedaliaceae
Product: DNA repair metallo-beta-lactamase family protein
Biological process (GO): interstrand cross-link repair; double-strand break repair via nonhomologous end joining
Molecular function (GO): 5'-3' DNA exonuclease activity; damaged DNA binding
Source: RefSeq, a predicted model, not a curated record